UUUCCAAAAGUAGCGACGGCAGCUACUUCCCGUGCGCGAGCCCAGCCCAGCCCCGCUCCUUCCCGCGGCGCGCGGAGCGGAAUGAAUAAAAUGGAUGAGGCAGCUGGUGAUUUAAAACAGGCACUUCCAAAUGUGUGUGAUUCUGUGCAGAUACAUGUAGAAGUUCAUCAGAAAUCAAACAGCACCUCAAAGAAAGAAGAUAUCAGGCUGAGUGUCUUAAAGCUGCUAAACAGACAUAACAUCGUUUUUGGUGAUUACACAUGGACUGAGUUUGAUGACGGUUUUCUGAACAACAAUGUGCAGUCUGUGUCUAUUGUGGACACGGAACUAAAACUGAAAGAAAGACAGCCCAUUAACUUGAGCAAAUGCAAUCUCUUGAUUCAUAUUUUUCAUCUGAAUGACGAAGGACCAAGCACUGAAAAUCUAGAGGAAGAGAAUGAGAAUAUUGUUGCAGCCAACCACUGGGUGCUGCCUACAGUUGAAUUCCAUGGUCUUUGGGAGAGCCUUGUGUAUGACAUUGAAGUAAAAUCGCAUCUACUUGACUAUGUGAUGACAACUUUACUGUUUUCUGACAAAAAUGUUGACAGCAACCUGAUAUCUUGGAACAGAGUUGUCUUGCUGCACGGUCCUCCAGGAACUGGUAAAACUUCACUCUGCAAAGCAUUGGCUCAGAAGUUGACCAUUAGACUUUCAUACAGGUACAGGUAUGGACAGUUAAUUGAGAUAAACAGUCAUAGCCUCUUCUCUAAGUGGUUUUCUGAGAGUGGCAAACUUGUAACCAAGAUGUUCCAGAAGAUUCAAGAGUUAAUUGAUGAUAAAGAUGCUCUUGUAUUUGUACUGAUUGAUGAGGUUGAAAGUCUCACAGCAGCUCGUAGUGCUUUCCGAGCAGGCACAGAGCCUUCAGAUGCUAUCCGUGUGGUGAAUGCUGUAUUGACACAAAUAGAUCAAAUUAAAAGGUAUCCCAAUGUUGUAAUUUUGACUACUUCAAAUAUUACAGAGAAAAUUGACACGGCCUUUGUAGACAGGGCUGAUAUAAAGCAAUAUAUUGGACCUCCAUCUGCUGCAGCAGUAUUCCGAAUAUAUUUUUCGUGCUUGGAAGAACUGAUGAAGCGUCAGAUAAUAUAUCCUCGACAGCAGCUGCUGACACUCAGAGAGUUAGAGAUGAUUGGUUAUGUAGAAAAUAAUGUGUCACGACUGAGUCUCAUAUUAAAAGAAAUUGCAAGGAAAAGUGAAGGACUUAGUGGCCGUGUCCUGAGGAAACUUCCUUUUCUAGCACAUGCACUUUAUAUUCAAUGUCCUAAUGUUACAAUGGCAGUGUUUCUUCAGGCUCUUUCACUUGUAGUGGACAAACAAUUUGAAGAAAGAAAGAAACUUGCAGACUGCUUUUGACAUUCUGUUACUGUUCAACAACUGUCUAGUCUCUAUGAUAUGUUCCUUGUUACCACCGAAAACCACAUUCUUUACCACACCCCACAUACUUUUUGUUCCAUGUAUAAAGAUUGACUCAAUUUGGUUUAGGAAACUCAGGUGAUCUAGUAUUGUUUCAAAAACUUGAUUUGUAAAUAUCAAGGAUGUUUACGGUGCACCUGUUCAAAAGCUUUAUUUCGAACUCCAGUCUUGGAUACACUUCAAAACUGUUUAAUUUCUAGAAUGACCUUUUUACUCCUUCUUGUAAUUAUUAAAAAUGUUUAUCUCAA
Molecule: messenger RNA, 1697 nt
Organism: Gopherus flavomarginatus (Mexican gopher tortoise)
Lineage: Eukaryota; Metazoa; Chordata; Testudines; Testudinidae
Gene: TRIP13
Product: thyroid hormone receptor interactor 13
Exons: 14
Coding region: 82-1389 (435 amino acids)
Biological process (GO): meiotic recombination checkpoint signaling; reciprocal meiotic recombination
Cellular component (GO): chromosome; nucleus
Molecular function (GO): ATP hydrolysis activity; ATP binding
Source: RefSeq, a predicted model, not a curated record